AUGGAGAAAUUUUUGGGUCAAAAUAAGAAGAUUCAUGAGCUGCUGCUGCUUCCUGCGGUUAAUGAUGAGCAUGGAGGAGUUAUUGUAGAAUUAAAGGAUCCUAUGGACACCAAUGUCUUCCGUUUCAUGCUUAAGGCUUCUAUAAAACAGUGGAAGCUACAGGGAAAGAAGGGUCUGUGGAUUAAAUUUCCUAUUGAACUUGCAAAUCUCAUUGAAAUUGCAGUAAAGGAAGGGUUUUGGUACCAUCAUGCAGAACCUCAUUACCUCAUGCUUGUGCAUUGGAUUGCUGAUACUGAGAGUACCAUUCCUGCAAAUGCCUCACAUAAAGUCAGCAUUGGUGCUAUUGUCUUGAAUCACAAAAGAGAGUUGCUUGUUGUCCAAGAAAAUAUCGGUAGACUAAAGGGAAGUGGUGUAUGGAAGAUCCCUACUGGUGCUGUUGACGAGGGUGAGAAUAUAUUUGAAGGUGCAAUAAGGGAGGUAAAAGAAGAAACUGGAAUUGACACACAAUUUCUGGAAGUGCUUGCAUUUAGGCAAAUACACAAGUCAUUUUUUGGCAAGUCAGAGCUGUUCUUCAUUUGCAUGAUGCGCCCUUUAUCUUUUGACAUCCAAAAGCAAGAGUUAGAAAUUGAGGCAGCCCAGUGGAUGCCAUUUGGAGAAUAUGCCGCUCAGCCUUCUAUUCAGAAAGAUGGUCUAUUCAAUUACAUCAAAGAUCUAUGCUUAGCAAAGGCAGAAGGAGAUUACCAAGGAUUCACUCCUUUGCCAAUAACAUCAUCAGUUUUUGAUAAUCAUAUGAGUUUCCUCUAUUUCAGUAAGGAUGGUCUGGACCAAGAAAGUUCUGUUAGCCUAAGAAUGUCAAACUCCCAGUCUGCUCAAUUGAACGUUGACGCUGAGUCAGGCCAUCACGGCGAGAACAAUAACGUGAUGCCUAGUAAUGAUGUGCCUCCUGUUGAGCCCAAUGAUGUCCCAGCCACCGGCCCGGUCGAUGCUAACUCAUAA
Molecule: messenger RNA, 996 nt
Organism: Nicotiana tabacum (common tobacco)
Lineage: Eukaryota; Viridiplantae; Streptophyta; Magnoliopsida; Solanales; Solanaceae
Product: nudix hydrolase 2-like
Molecular function (GO): ADP-ribose diphosphatase activity; NAD binding; NADH pyrophosphatase activity
Source: RefSeq, a predicted model, not a curated record